Cutaneotrichosporon cavernicola is the source of this 1290-nucleotide messenger RNA. RefSeq lists its product as uncharacterized. Bases 1 to 1290 code for a protein of 429 amino acids. The record is from RefSeq and is a predicted model, not a curated record. Lineage: Eukaryota; Fungi; Basidiomycota; Tremellomycetes; Trichosporonales; Trichosporonaceae. The transcript has 4 exons.
AUGGAGCUGUCGGACGUCGAGUACCCUCCUCUCUUGCCCGGCAGCUCCGGCGACCUCGACGAGUGGUUCGUCAUCACGCGCGAGGACCUACAGGUCACAGCGAUCAGCUACUCGGCCGAUGACGACUUUGUACUCGUCGCCUCCGAGUCUGGAGUCGUCUCCAACGUCCAGAUGGUCCGACGCACUUUUGCCACUGUGGCCAAAGAGACAUACUUGACCGCUACAGAUGUGGCCAGCCCCACACCCGUUGAGGAGACAAUGCCGUUCCCACCGGACCCAAUCAGGCCAGGCUGGGCGCCAACAUGGCCUCAACCACGCCCGGUUAUCAUCCUCAAUGACCGCGAGAUCACGGCGCCAGGCUUCAACACCAGCGCAGCUCUCGCCUUUGACGACCGAUGGAUCGGCAGCGACUUCAAGGCCCGGCGAAAUAACUUGCAGCGGUUCUCUUGCGCACGACCAAAGGCAACAGAUCUGAACAACCCUUUCGUGGAUGCCGGAAUGGUCGAUGCAGCCGAGGAGCUCGCCUACCGCCUGUGCUCGUGCAGGGCUGCUCGCCACCAAGCCAUCAAGUCCUCUUCACUUCACAACGGCCACACUCUCGCAAUGGUCUCGCCGUAUCUCUAUUGGCCCCCGUUGUCGCCGGGUAGUUCAACCGCCAGCCUCUCCUGCCUCUGCUGCCUCUCCGACAUCUCCUACCUCUCCUGCCUCUCCUGCCUCGACAGCCUCGACAGCCUCGACGACUGGUUCGUCAUCGCUCCCGCCACCACACAUGUCUCCGUGACGGAAGUAGACGCCGACUCGGACUCGGAUUCAAGCUCCGACAACGACUUUGUCCUGGUAGACUCAGGCUCCGACACCGAGUCGGAGAUUGUCUACUUCCUCCCGCCCCAGGCCGACGCUCACGGUCCCGUUCGCCCACCAACACCCGACCUGCUCCCUCCUCCACAACCAACCGUGUCUGUCAUUCUGAACGCGCGCAAAGUGCCCGCUCCAGGCUUCCACGCCGAUGCCGAACUCGCCUUUGGUGAUCAUUGGAGCGGCUACGAUUCCAGGAUCCGCCGCCAGAUGGGUGUUAUGCGGUACACCUCAUGUCGGCGCCGAGAAUGCUUCUAUCACGUAUUCUCCCCCAAUCGCCAGACCUCGCCCACGCCCACAAAGUGCCUUCGAGAGCCUCCGACGGCCCGAAUGACAAUACGAGUAGUCGACGCUGCCGAGGAGCUUGCGCGCCGUCUCGCCAGCGAGGCUGGGCAGCCUUGGCCUGCAUCGGCUGCCGAACCGCCCGAGAUCUAA